CAUCACUUUGAUAUGCGGCAGUCUCUUGAAAGUUUUUCGUGUAACAUUAAAAGAAACCAUGAAGUGGAUAGUUAUUGAAUGUCUCGUAAUAUUUGUACUUGUGUCAAAAAUUGCAAAAAGCCAGGAAGCACCAUUUAGGAUAAAUAUAACCAACUUCCAAAAUUGUGAUGAUGUGAAUUUAGACGAUGUUGGAGUCUAUUUAACGAGCGUUUCCUACGAAUGUGAUUCAUCUGGAUUCUGUGAUACAGUUCAUGGGAAAUACACUGUUAAAUAUAUUGAUCUAUCAAAAAGAGAGCUCGUGACAACCAUGUAUCAGUGCCCUACAGACUCAAUUGGUCAGUGCAAUGAUAAUCCUGAGGAACACCAUACACCGCUACAUUGUGAUAAAUUUGUCGGUGAUGAUUCUGGACCAUGGCAUAUGUUGUCUAAUGCUAUGUCUGGCUCAAAAUGUGGGGACCAAGUAGGAGAUUUUGAAUUGAUCAGUUCAAAAUUGCGAUUUGACUAUUUGAUGAAUGAUCAGAAAAAUUAUAUUACAUUGAAUGAUAAAAUGCGUAAAUAUCGAGCCAAAUUGCUUUUUCAUACCGAAGGGAGAGUAGCAACUAGGGCAUGUGCCUCCAUUGACUUUACACUCUUUCCUAAAACCUAAAUUUUAACAACAAAAGAAACUACUUAACAUUUCGAUUUUAAUAUCAAUCUGUUGUGAAAAAGAUGUCAAUCUUCUUUUCAGUUAAAUAAAUAAUGAUUUUUGCAACAUUUCUAAGGGAAAAUUGCCAAGCUUUAAAGCUCCCAGAAUUUAAACACUGACACAUAAUAAGGGAAGUGUGGGCCAGUUUAACAGAGCACGACUUUUUGUAACUUUUGUUGAUAAAUAUUUAAACUAUGCCCUAUUCAUUCAAAGGCUAAAUCCUAAUUCAUUAUCAUAAAAUUACACACAUGUAUUAAACUGCCCCGGUUUCCCGUAAGUUACUUUUAUUUUGCAAUUAGUACGACAGUAUGGUAGAACAGUUUAUUUCAGAACCUGCUCCAAAUAAGUGUUUUUUGCAUGCAUGGUUUUUCGAUUUAACUGAAGCACAAAUAAUCGAAUAAUAAGAUGGUGACAUAAAUGCAUAAAUAAAAAAUUAGUACCAUGUUUAUUAAGGAAGAAUUUUGUGUUUUGUGAUAAAUUCCCAUUAAAGCAGAUUCUAAAUUAGACUAUUCUACCUUAAGCGAAUUUUAGUUCUAGUUUUAACGCUCUCCCACAGUCUCCGUUCGCAAAACUUGCCUACAAAAAUAAUUGUGCAUACACCAUUACACUACUAAAUGUAUUACAUAACAAAUAAUAAAGAUACAUUCGUAAAAUCAA
Messenger RNA from Phlebotomus papatasi, 1342 nucleotides. RefSeq lists its product as uncharacterized. NCBI's taxonomy places the organism in Eukaryota, Metazoa, Arthropoda, Insecta, Diptera, Psychodidae. The record is from RefSeq and is a predicted model, not a curated record. Bases 59 to 646 code for a protein of 195 amino acids. The transcript has 2 exons.